AUGACAAGACAAUAUUAUUGUGAUUUCUGUCAGUGUAGUUUCCCUGAUAAUCCAACCAAUCGAUAUAAUCAUCAACAAGGGCAAAUACAUAUUCAGAAUAGAAAAUUACAUUAUGAUUGGUAUAAAGAUCCACACGUGUUUAUUCAAGAACAAUUAGAUAAACCACCAUGUCAUUAUUAUUAUCAAUCAGGGUAUUGUGAAUAUGGUUUAUUAUGUAGAUAUAGUCAUAUCACAUUCAAUCCUUCUACAGGUCAUAUUGUAUAUCCACCUGAAAUCAUACACUGGUUUAAACUACAUCCACAAGACACAAUCACAUCCAAUUCAAAAAGAAAAAGAUAUCGAUUGCCUUCAGGUUGGAAAGUAAAAGAUUUACCCCCUUCAUUGAAACCACCACCUUCAAAAUAUGGUUAUGAUUGGCAAUCUAUAGGUCAUUGGGAAUCAUCAUAAAAUAGACACGUGUUCUUUCUUUUUUUUUUUUUUUUCUUUUUUUUU
Molecule: messenger RNA, 492 nt
Organism: Gilbertella persicaria
Lineage: Eukaryota; Fungi; Mucoromycota; Mucoromycetes; Mucorales; Choanephoraceae
Exons: 4
Coding region: 1-447 (148 amino acids)
Cellular component (GO): U12-type spliceosomal complex
Molecular function (GO): zinc ion binding; nucleic acid binding
Source: RefSeq, a predicted model, not a curated record